Diaporthe amygdali is the source of this 2688-nucleotide messenger RNA. RefSeq names its product ATPase. The coding region runs from base 1 to 2688 and encodes 895 amino acids. Lineage: Eukaryota; Fungi; Ascomycota; Sordariomycetes; Diaporthales; Diaporthaceae. Gene Ontology annotation, molecular function: ATP hydrolysis activity; ATP binding. Gene Ontology annotation, cellular component: mitochondrial outer membrane. The transcript has 3 exons. The record is from RefSeq and is a predicted model, not a curated record.
AUGGUCACUGGGGUCAUCGCCUCCUUCCAGUCGUCCGAAUGCAUGCUGUUAGCAGGGCUGAGACCACCGCCUGGCGCCUGGAUACUCCCUGGCCAGAAUCGGCCCGCGUCCAGCAAACCCAAUGGCCCAGAUUCGCCCGACAAGCCGGAUGGGAAAGAGAGUGAGGAUGGGAAAGACAAGGGCGAACAGGCACAACCACCCGCAACAUCAGAGACGAGCGAGAAUCCUGCAGAGACCAACAAGCAACAGCUUUUCUCCCCUCUACCCUCCGCCAGAGUGCGGGCGACCAACUCCAGCGCGACGAGCAACGGGCUCCCUCCAGUCAACCUUCCGCGCUGGUUUCUAGACGAGCACGUACGCAUCUCGAAUUCAGAUGAUGCCUCAGAGCAUCAACUUUGGAACAGCCUCUGGCGCUACUUCCAACCCAACCGCUCUGCUUCGAGCCCCGGCCAGGAGCUGAGCGGUAUCUGGGCGUCCGCUGUGCCUGACGAUGCGAGGGCAACGUCCCCCGAGCAGGCCCUUGGCCGAGAGCUCAUUUCGACCAUCUCUGCCGAGCUAAACGCGACGCCUCCCCCGAUAAGGGCUACCAAGGAACCCAAAAGGCGACCCAUCUCGCUGCUGUAUGUACACAACUACAAGGGCGGUCGGGUUGCGAAUGACAUUGUCGGACAUGUUGCCACGGAGCUGGCUGCUGAUGUUAUACACCUGGACGCCACAAGAUUGGCCAAUAUUGUUGGAACAUACCUGGGCUCGACGCUCUACUUUGGCCGUGCCCAGAUGUCGAUGCUGGGCUACUUCGCAGCUGAAGCGAAUGGCAGAUCCUUCACCACUCCUUCGAUGAUGGAAUUUGAGGACGAUCUGCCAGCCAAGGGGGUGCGUAUCGUGAAGCUUCUGUCGCAAGUCCGAGACGACCGCGCAACGUGGGAUGAUCUCAAGUCAUCUCAUGCCCUCAAAGAGAUCGUAAACUCAGCCGGUACCAAGAGGAAGCUGAACGGACAUCCGGACAAGCCGGAGCGGCUCAUACUGCACGUGCAUAACUAUGUUGAGCUCAUGAUGACGGCAGAGGGAGCAUCUAUCCUCGACAGAUUACGAACUAUCGUCGACCGUCUGUGGCAGGAGGGAUCCAAUACUAUUAUCGUGGGCUCUGUUUCCAAUGACAAGAAUGCUUCUAAGCAGUGGCACAAUAAAGUCAAGGAGUUGAGCAACAGUGACUGCUAUCCUAUCAUUUUCUCUCCUAGCAACGACGAGCUUCCAGAGCUCGAAUUAUGGGAACAGCAGGACAAUGUUCUGGACAAUCUGAGCAACAUCAAUUGGAUGCUGGAAUGUCUCAGAGACGAGCAGACACGCAUAUCACUACCACUCAAUCGCUCCGAGUCUAACCCUAAUGAGGCUGUGAAUGAGCUCGUCACCUACCUCUCGAGUGGCAUCUACUCGAACCACUGGGUAUAUCGAAUCUGUACACAAGCCAUUGGUCUGGAAAGGCAGACUGGCACACUCGAUGCCUCGACGCUUGCCUCGGCUCUCAAACAGAUGAGAAUGGUAGAUGAAGCGCGCUCCGAAAUAGUCGGAAAAUCUGCAGAUUCUUCCACUUUGCCUUCACUACCCUCAAGCUCCCCAAUACAGGAGCUCAUGGCCUUGGGCAACACGAACACCCCCGAGGCCACUUCUGAUCGGCGCAAAGGCCCUCCUGGUGAUCUCGAUGAAGAGGAAAAAAAGCUUCUCCCAGGCAUCGUCAAUGUGGACGAGAUACAUACAACUUUCGAUGAAGUAAUUGUGCCGCCUGAGACCCGCGAGUCUCUGAUGGCCCUUACAACCCUUUCCAUUCAGCAUCCCAAGGCAUUCUCAUAUGGAGUACUCGCACGCGAGCGCAUCCAUGGCUGUCUGCUGUAUGGCCCACCGGGAACUGGCAAGACCCUGAUGGCCAAAGCAGUCGCGAAAAGCUCCGGUGCAAACAUGCUUGAAAUCAGUGCAGCUUCUAUAAACGACAUGUGGGUUGGAAACAGCGAGAAGAAUGUGCGGGCCGUCUUCUCUCUUGCUCGAAAACUGUCACCCGUGGUCGUAUUCCUUGACGAGGCGGAUUCACUCCUCGGCUCGCGGGCGCGCCAGCCCAAUAGAGGCGGAUACAGAGAAACGAUCAAUCAAUUCUUGCGCGAGUGGGAUGGCUUGACCAAUGCACUGAACACACAACAAAUCUUCGUUUUGGUCAGCACAAACUCUCCACAAGACCUGGAUGAGGCCGUUCUGAGGAGACUUCCAAGGAGGAUACUUCUUGACCUUCCUUUGAAAGACUCAAGGCUAGCGAUCCUCCAGUCUUUGCUUAGAGACGAGCUGUUGGACCCUGCCGUCUCGCUCGAGCAACUCGCAUCCGACACAGAGCUCUACAGCGGCUCGGACCUGAAGAACCUAGCCGUGGCGGCAGCCAUGGAGGCAGCCAAGGAGGAGUUAGCGGCGAAGAAGACAGACGUGGCGUACAUGUUCCCAGCGAAGCGUAUCCUGACCAAGGCGCACUUCGAAAAGGCGACCAAGGACAUCAGCGCCUCCAUCUCAGAGGACAUGCAGAGCCUCAAGGCUCUUCGCAAGUUUGACGAACAAUACGGGGACGCCAGACGGAAGAAGAAGAGGAGCAAUAUGGGUUUUGAGGUCGUGCCUCAGGUCGCCAAGUCCGAGGACGCGAGGAUCAGGAAAUGA